Messenger RNA from Manduca sexta (tobacco hornworm), 3682 nucleotides. RefSeq lists its product as uncharacterized. The transcript has 19 exons. The record is from RefSeq and is a predicted model, not a curated record. Gene Ontology annotation, biological process: transmembrane transport; monoatomic anion transport. Bases 187 to 3213 code for a protein of 1008 amino acids. Gene Ontology annotation, molecular function: transmembrane transporter activity. Gene Ontology annotation, cellular component: plasma membrane. Lineage: Eukaryota; Metazoa; Arthropoda; Insecta; Lepidoptera; Sphingidae.
UUAAAUGUUGUUUUCCUCAUAUAAUCAAAACCAUUUUCUUCUUUACUAGUGUUUUUUGCUAUUUCGAUUCGCACAUGUUAGAAUUAAAUUACGGACUUUAAAAUUUUGUUCCAUUAACAAUACCGUGUACUGUUUUAUAUAAAUGUAUUAAAUUCUUAUGUAAUCCAAAUUUAUUGUAAUUUAAAAAUGGAAAAAACUGCAAAUGAUUAUUAUAAAGUACCAACUAAGGAAUUGUUGAAAGAUCCAGAUGCGGAAGUCCCACCAGCCUAUGGUUACGGAGUGAGACAUAUCCAACUCGUAAUAUUCACAAUUUGUCUCAGCACUAGUUUCAUUGCUAGAGGUCAUUUAGGGGUCUCCAUAGUCGCUAUGACACGUACCCCAAACCUUGAAGAGACACUCUUAACUAACUUAAGUGACGGUGUACAAGGACAUAGUAAGAAUCUCGUUUUGGAAAAUGUUAGUGAAAAUAUAAACGUAUCGGAUAUCAAAAGUAUUGAAUUAAAUUAUACUAAAAUGAAAACGAACGUCAACGAUGCUGCCAAGUGGAAUAUUGAAACUUAUAACUGGUCGAAAUCUGUCCAAGAGAUGGUGUUGGGAUCCUUCUUCCUGGGCGAUACGAUCAUGAUGUUUCCGAUGGGAAUGGUGUGUCAGCGAUGGGGAGGGAAACUUCCAUUUCAAAUAUCUUUAUUUAUUAACGGGAUUAUAUCUUUUGCAACGCCUUGGUUGACUAUGUGGGGUGGAUGGAAAGCAGUAUGCUGUUGCCGUAUUAUCCAAGGCCUGUCCCAAGCUGGUACAUAUCCCAGUGUACAGAUGUUACUUGCUAACUGGGUCUCUAGUAGCGAACGGGCGACUUUGAGCAGUUACUUGUAUACGGGUACGACUUUUGGGAACGUUAUAGCCUUCCAAAUAGGAGGUAUUCUAGCUGAAAGCAGGUGGGGUUGGCCUUGCACCUUCUGGACAGUUGGAGCAGUAUGCUUUGUAUCCUUUAUUCUGCUCACUGUUUUUGGCGCAGCGACUCCUAAGCAGCAUAAAUCGAUAUCUCAGGAAGAGAAAUAUUAUAUUUUAGGAAGAUUUAGCGAUGAAGUUGUUCGGAAUCCGAGAGUCCCAUGGAAGGCGUUGCUUACAUCUAGGCCUGUUUGGGCCUCAUUCGCGACCCACGUGGGUAGCGGGGUGGCUUUUGUGUUCUUCUUCACUCAAGUUCCUUCAUACAUUCAUUAUAUUCUCGGUAUUGACGUUAAGAGCAGUGGUAUUUUGUCCUCCUUACCUUACAUGGCGAGUUUCUUUACAAGCAUUGCUUUUGGGAUAGCAUCAGAUUUCUGCACAAAUAGAAAUUUGGUCAGCGUGAAAAAUGCAAGAAGAAUCAACAACUCAAUUGCUCAGAUCGGCACAGCAGUAUCCCUUAUGUUAACUUCCUUUGCGACCAGUAUUACGGGAGCCAUCACAUGCCUUGUGCUCGCGAUGGCGUGUCAGAUGGGAAUCCAUGCUGGAUGGAUGUCCUUUUUAAAGGUGAACCACAUCGACCUGGCUCCAAACUUCACCGGCACCAUCAUGUCCGUCGGAAACGUUCUGAUGAACAUCUUCGUGCUGCUAAUCCCCGUGUUCGUCUCGCACAUAGUCACUGAUGUGAGGGACCCACAUCAAUGGCGCGUGAUGUUUGGAAUAGUUGGUGCACUAGCAAUAGCCUGCAACGCUGUCUUUGUGAUAUUUUUAAGCACUGAAAGACAACCAUGGAAUGAUGAAGUUUCAGACUGGGGUUAUAGACAUCAGCAAUGCAUUAUCCUGUUCUUCACUCUCACAAUCGCCUACAGCAUGAGAUCGUGCAUGGGCGUCUCUCUAGUCGCCAUGACAGUUCACGAUUACCAAGCCAAAGAAAAUACCACGCUUAACAGUACGGCAGGCGAAACUGGCGAAGAAUUUAAGUUGGAAGGUAUACUUAAUAUUUUGAUGCUAUCGCCUCCGUAUCCAAAAUUCAAAUGGAGCAAGAAAAUUCAGGAUACAGUAAUAGCAUCAUUUCUUUGGGGCUACAUGAUCAUUCAAGUUCCAGCUGGGCAGAUGGCUCAUAGAUUUGGCACCAGAUAUCUCCUUUUUGGAGCCAUGAUGAUAAAUUGCGUUGCGUCGAUACUCUUUCCCAUAGUAGCUUAUUAUGGUGGUUGGAUCUGCACCGUUAUUGUCAGAAUAAUCCAAGGCCUCAGUCAAGCGUGUAUAAUUCCUGGUAUGCAUACAUUUUUUGGGAGAUGGGCGCCUUUGAAUGAACGCGGCAGAUUGACAGCCUUGACUUACGGAGGUCAAGCAUUAGGGACAGUUCUUGGUCUGCCAAUGACAGGGUUCAUAGCAGCAUCUCCACUGGGAUGGCCUGGUCUGUUUAGGUUUUAUGGUAUCCUGUCGGGUAUUAUCGGUGGAAUAUUGUGGUGGUUGAUAGCUGAUACUCCAGGUAAACAUUCAAAAAUAUCUGCUGCAGAGCGAAAAUACAUAGAGGACGGACUUGGACGGAAAGAAGGAUACGAAAAUAAAAGAAUGGCUGUACCUUGGUCGAAAAUCCUUCGCUGCCGUGGAGUAUACGCGAUUAUAGUGGCACAUGUAGGCCACACUUGGGGUCAACUGAUCCUCUACUCGGAAGUACCCGCCUUCAUGGAUAAGGUCAUGGGCGUUAAUAUCAAAGCGAACGGCUUGCUCACUGCACUCCCCUUUAUGGUGAUGUGGUUUACCAACUUCUUCUUCAGCUGGAUGACUGACAUGCUCAUUGUGAAAAAGAUUCUCAGUGUCACCAACACUAGGAAACUCGCCAACACUAUUGGCAGCGUCCCAGUGGGUAUAGGACUAAUAAUCCUGGCGUAUGUACCAAAAAAUAUAUACGUGGUUGAAACUCUGCUGGUGUUGAUUUGCGGUGUUAAGAUUGCAGGUCAUAUGGGUUUCCAGGUGAAUCAUAUCGACAUAUCUCCGAACUUCGCCGGAACGUUGAUGAGUUUGAGCAACUUCAUCGCGAAUAUGAUCAGCUCUAUUGCACCCAUCAUUGCGGGCUUUAUUCUUACUGACGUGACAAGCGAGUACCUCUGGCGACAAGUGUUCUUCUUGGCUGCUGGCCUUUACUUUGCCACUGCCAUCUUCUACCUCGUAUUUGGGACUGCAGAAAGAGCUGAAUGGAAUAAUCCGGAAGAUGAAAAGCGCGAUAGUGAAGAAGUAUUGCCUAUGAUGAAGGAAAAUGAAAAUAAGUAAAUAGUAAUUAUUUUCAAAGGCUCUGAGAUGGGUGAUGGACAGCUGUUUGGUAGUGCUAUUUAUAUUGCCAGUAUCCAUGCGCUGAAGAAACCAAUUAUCAUCAUACGAGCCGUUAGCUCGCAUACAUAGGCUAAAUUAUCAUGUAGCCAUUAUUUCAACUCUUAAAAAAUGUAAAAGUAUUCAGAAAAAGUAGACCCUUAUAAUGUUUAAGAUUAAAGAUUUAAAUAUUUUUAAUUAUUGAAAAUCUAUGCUACCGUUCAGCCAAGGCCGUAAAUAAUGAAGAAAAGACGCAGAUAAAGUAGCUGAAUUAUUGCCUCGUUGCUGAAAUAAGAUUAUUUGUAAUAUUUCUAUUUUUAAUUUUGUUCUACCAAUAAAAAAUCUUUAUUUCUUUCUAUUCUUUUCGAAACGUUGCAAGUAUUCUAUUUUUUUGAAAGUAUUUGUUUAAACAAUAGAACUUCUUUGGGAUUGG